This is a messenger RNA of Diaporthe batatas, 2819 nucleotides long. RefSeq lists its product as uncharacterized. Gene Ontology annotation, molecular function: protein binding. Bases 937 to 2607 code for a protein of 556 amino acids. Lineage: Eukaryota; Fungi; Ascomycota; Sordariomycetes; Diaporthales; Diaporthaceae. The record is from RefSeq and is a predicted model, not a curated record. The transcript has a single exon.
CUCGUGGACUGAACUCAGGGUCAGGGUCCAGGAUCAGGCCACACCCUGCCACCACAUUUUCCAAAGCGGUGCUCUGUCGCGCUUGGCGUGUCGGAACAUUUCCCUCUGACGGGCAUCGAGUGCCCCAUUUCCAGACCACUCUGUCAUCCAUCCUCCCCCCUGAGACCUGGGCUGAAGACAGGCACAGGGGACGAGCACAGACAGGAGCUGACAGGCCAGACCUGGCAGGCGUGACGGGUAGUGGUUCUCUUCCCCACGCCGCGGGCGGGCACUAAGAAAAACUGGAUUCGCCCCAGAAAGUGCUGAAGGCCUGGCGAAGGGACCAGCCUGCCACCAGCCUGCCCCAACGACAUCCAAGAUGAGAUGACCGUGCCACUCAUGCCAUGCCCCUUGUGCUAAAAGCGUCCGUCGUCAACAUGUUGACUGACGUUUUCGACGGCUGCUGGCUGGCGCCUCGUCUAGACCACAAGUACUUCGUACCUAGGCUAGAUUACGCCGCCGCCCAGUUCUUACCAACAAACCCAAAAGUCACUUGCUGGUUGAUCUCUGCCUUCCUCUCUCUCCUGAUCUCACUUGCUCCCUUUCCCUUUCUUUCUCUCUCUUUCAACUCUUGCCCCCUCUCCACACCAACAAUUUUCUUGUUUCCUUCAAUCAUGUGAUCGAGUCACUCCACGUGUCAUCAGACAAACAGCCAAACAGACUGUCCAGCAAAACCUCGCCCAACCCUUUUGAGAGGUCUUGCCCGUCUGUCUUUGUCGAUGCUAUCGAUCGAUCAGCCCGUCAGCUCACUUUUGACCCCAUUUCAGCCCUGCUAGGCUCGGCUCACGUCCAUUCUGGGGCCCCGCCCGCCCUCGACUCUCCUCGACUUUACCUCGGGGAUUUGUCACCCUUUUUCUGAUUACUUCUUCUCUUUUCUUUUCUUCUCUUCUUGUGGUCAUGAAUACGUUUUUUGUCUCUACCUUCCACCACGCCCUCGCCUCUUACGUCGCCCCGUGGACCGCCGCUUUCCUGCCCACUCGGCUGUCGCAUCUCUACUACGCGCCCCCUCCCCCUCCCACCUCGUCGCCGUCGUCGUCCGAGUCGUCACCAACAACGUCUCCCUCAAUCGAGUCGACAAUGUCGCGCGACGUGGUGGAGAAUGGCGCCCCCACCACCCCGUCGUCAUCAUCCCAGGCGCGCCCAGAGUCGCAGUCGCAGUCGCAGUCGCAGUCGCAGUCGCAGUCGCAGGCCGACCGACUCGCGCGGCUGCCCGACAAGCUGAUCCUGCUCAUCUUCGACAUGCUGGCCCACGAGUCGAGGCACGCCAUCUGCAACGUCUCCAUCCUCAGCCGCAAGUACCACGCCCUGGCCGACCGCAUCCUGUACCGCAGCAUCCUCUUCGAGUCGCCCGAGCACCACCUCAUCUUCAGCGAGUCGCUCGACCGCCGCCCCCGCCGCGGCUCCAUGAUCGAGAACAUCAAGCUCGAGUACCCGGGCUCCGAGCUGUCGCACCUGAUCCUCGACAGCGCCCUGGACAAGCAGUCGCCCACCAGCUCAAACACCUUCCGCAAGGGCGUCGACGGCCUCUCGCGCGCCCUGGCCUCCAUGUCCAACCUCGAGACCCUCGACAUCGCCGUCCCCGAGAAGCUGCUGCACGGCAUCGGCGCCCUCUUCAACGGGCCCUUCGACCUCGCCGGCCUCAAGACCUGCUCCCUCUUCUACCAGUGCCCCGACGGCGCCUACUGGGACCUGCGCGAGAACAUCCACAUCUUCACCCACCCCACCCUCGAGACCCUGACCAUCCGCCGCGCCCGCCUCGACGAGCGCGGCUUCGACUUCAUGGAGCGGCCCCACAGCACCGCCCUCAAGUCCCUGCGCCUGCUCGAGUGCGACAUCAACGACGACUCCCUCGCCGACAUCAUGGAGUUCCCCGAGGGCCUGCGCGAGUUCUACCUCUACCACACGGCCGAGCCCACCCCCGAGCUCGAGGAGGGCUCCGACGAGGUCUGCGAGCACGUCAUGGCCCUGCGCGACCAGGCCGAGACCCUCGAGUCCGUCACCAUCGACCACCCCACCCUGGGCGGCCGCAAGGUCCUGCGCCUGCGCGACUUCCAGAGCUGCAGGUACCUGCGCCUCAACCGCGACACCCAGCUCUUCGGCAGGACGGGCCGCAAGCCCCGCAUGCACUCGGCGGGCCUCCCGCCGCGCCUCGAGGUCCUCGAGUUCACCGAGCCCCUCGGGUCCGACGACACCGUCACCGAGCUGUUCGCCAUGAUGCUGCAGAACAUCGAGUUCAUGGCGCGCGACCUGCGCGCGCUGGUCGUCGUCGCGGGGCCCGAGGGGGUGCCGGAGCAGAUCCUCGAGGCGUGCAAGGGGAAGAAGUUCGAGCUGGACAUCAGGCCGGUGGAGGAGGCGGGGGAGACAAACGGACACCCGCGGCCGCCGCCGCCGCUGAAGAAGACCGAUGACGAUAAUAGACCUGGAUACCCCAAGAAGAAGCGGACGACGCAGGCCCCAGCAUGCGAUAAUAAGAUGUUGACCACGGACAGGGUGCGGUGGAACGCGCUCAGCGAGGAGGCGUGGUCCAAGCGGGGCGACACCGAGAGGAAGCCCUUUGACCCGGCCUGAACAGGGGGAUUUUUAGAAGCCAUAGAUGUGGACCCCCGCCGAAGAGAGAAAAGAAGGUUGAUGGUGGAUAGAGAAAGACAGAAAGAACGAACGUACAGGAAUAAAUUACGCCGAAUACAGUGUAGACAGGAUAGAGAACAGGAGGGAAAGAAAAACACCGAAAUAGAUAUUACUACUACUACUACUACAACAAUAAACUCAUGAUACCCACG